CACACACACACACACACACACACCGUGUUUGUUUACCAACUGGAACAACUGGCUCAGUGUGUGGAGGGAGGGAGCGGUGUCUCGAGCUGUCUCCGCCGUGUCCACUCAGUGUUUCACAGCCGCGGACAUGACUCUGUCUCUGGGCUGGCUCUGGGCUCUGGCCGCGGGGCUUUUCUCCGGGCAUGUUUUGCAGAAACUCUGCUUCCCGUACUUUUGGAGGGACCUGUGGUUUCUGCUGAAGGUGGUCCGGUACGGCGUGGGGCUGGAGCUCUCCGCGCUCACCUCCAACGUGUGCACGGUGCUGGAGCGGUUCAUCCAGCAGGCGCAGCGCAUCCCCGACAAGCCGUUUGUCAUCUUCGAGGGAGGCGUCCACACGUACCGGGACAUCGAGCUACGCAGCAACAGGCUCGCCAAUGUGUUCCUCCAGAGAGUCGGGCUGAGGAAGGGAGACUGCAUCGCCCUGCUCAUGAGCAACGAGCCCGACUUCCUGUGCGUGUGGUUCGGGCUGGCGAAGGUCGGCUGCUCGGUGGCUUUCCUCAACACCAACAUCAGGUCCAGGUCUCUGCUGCACUGCUUCAGCUGCUGCGGAGCCAAAACUCUGGUCGUCGGUUCAGAUUUAGUGGACAGUCUGGACGGCAUCCUGCCCAGCCUGCUGGAGGACAACAUCCAGGUGUGGGCCAUGACGAGCCACAGUGAGCACCCACAGAUGCACACUCUGUUGGAUAAGAUCGCUGGCGCCUCGGACCGGCCGGUACCGGCGGAGUUACGCGCCACCACCUCCCUCAAAUCCCCUACCCUCUACAUCUUCACCUCUGGAACAACUGGGCUCCCCAAGGCUGCGGUGAUCACUCACCUGCAGAGCCUGAAGGCAGCAGCAGGGUUCUGGGCAUUUGGAGCAACUCAAGAGGAUGUGAUGUACAUCUGUCUGCCUCUCUACCACAGCGCCGCUUCCUUGAUCGGUAUAGGAGGAACCAUAAAGCUAGGUGCGACCUGCAUCUUGAAGAAGAAGUUCUCGGCCUCCCAGUUCUGGAAGGACUGUAGGAAACAUGACGUUACUGUUUUCCAGUAUAUUGGUGAACUCUGCAGAUACCUCUGCAAUCAGCCCAAGACAGACGAGGAUAAGGUUCACAAGGUGCGGAUGGGAGUCGGGAACGGUCUGCGGCAGGACGUCUGGCGGGAGUUCCACAGUCGCUUUGGGAACAUUCAAAUGUGCGAGGUGUACGGCUCCACCGAGGGAAACCUGUGUUUCAUGAACCAUGUUGGCAAGAUUGGAACCGUGGGCCGCUCUAACUUCUUCUACAGGCUCCUGUUCAAGUAUGAUCUGAUAAAGUAUGACAUGGUGAAAGAUGAACCAGUGACAGAUCAGAAUGGUUUCUGUCAGCGAGUGGAAAGGGGCGAGACGGGGCUUUUGCUGUCCAAGGUGAGCGCCACCAGCCCGUUCUUUGGCUACGCUGGGAGCAAGCAACUGACGGAGAAGAAGCUGAUGAGAAACGUGUUUGUGAAGGGAGACGCCUACUUUAACACGGGCGACCUCAUGGCUGAAGAUCAGGAGGGCUUCAUCUGUUUCAGGGACCGAGUGGGCGACACCUUCAGGUGGAAGGGUGAAAAUGUAGCAACGACAGAGGUAACAGAGACUCUCGGGCUGGUGGAUUUUAUCCAAGAAGUCAAUGUAUACGGAGUGGAAAUACAAGGGCACGAGGGCAGAGCGGGCAUGGCUGCCAUGAUUGUACGACCGGGACACACGUUCGAUGGGAAGAAACUGUUUGAGCAUGUGUUGAGGGAAAUCCCAGCGUACGCUCGUCCACUGUUCAUAAGGCUUCAGGAGGAGAUGGAAAUGACGAGCACCUUCAAGCAGCUAGAAGAUUUACUAGCUACUGCCACGGGGGGUGGGAGGACAGGUAUGUUCUCCCCACACCAAGAGACCCUAAUUGUUGAUAUGGUCCGUGAGAACAAUGCCAUUAAACUGAGUGAAAUUCAGCAGAAGAUCAUUGAGGACCAUGUAAAUUUUGAGGGUAUCAACAGUGUCCGCCUCUCUACUGUUGAUCGUGUCCUCAAGCGCAACAGACUGCGCAUGAAACAGCUAUACAGAGCGCCCUCAGACAGAGUCAAAGAGCAAAGAUUCCAGUGUGGAGGCAUGCCAAGCCUGGAUACGGCAUGCCAGGGUUUUUUCCCCCGUUGCCUGGCCAGACAAAAUGUGGCCUGUGAUGUGGAUGAAGUCCUGUGGCCUGACCCGGUACGGAGCCAUGAUGCUGUGGCUGAGUAA
Perca fluviatilis (European perch) is the source of this 2263-nucleotide messenger RNA. It is a transcript of the gene slc27a6, whose product is annotated as solute carrier family 27 member 6. Lineage: Eukaryota; Metazoa; Chordata; Actinopteri; Perciformes; Percidae. The transcript is spliced from 12 exons. The record is from RefSeq and is a predicted model, not a curated record. Gene Ontology annotation, molecular function: long-chain fatty acid transmembrane transporter activity; long-chain fatty acid-CoA ligase activity. Bases 128 to 2263 code for a protein of 711 amino acids.